AAUGAGCAUGCAACAGACAUCCCAAAUCUGCCUAAAAUGCUGGUAUUUACAGAGCAGGGCUCUAGGACCCGGAGACGUCAGGAUGGUGGUUCUUGAUAUCAGUCUACCAACUGGAUUCACCCCAGAAAACUCUGACCUGGAGAUGCUGUCCAAUUCAGUGCAUCGUUACAUCAGUAACUUCCAGAUUGUAGACAACCUGAGUGACAGAGGCUCCCUGAUCAUUCACCUGUUCAAAGUAACAUCACUGUAUUUAUAAUUAUUAUUCUAUGUCACAUCAUUUUAUGUUAUUCAUAUGCUUUUCUUUUUUUUCCAAGAAGCAGGUUUCUCAAUGCUCAGUACAUAAGUCUUUAUGACCACAGUCAACAAUCUGAGGCAGUUUUAGGCUAUUACACAAAACCGGCUUAUUGGUACCAAAGCCACGGUUCAGAACUCAGACUUGCUAAAUCGGUGUUGGUGUAGUGCAGUGUAGGGCUGCAGCCAGAGUACUGACGAUAGUUAGCAAGAGAGAUCAUAUUUCUCCUAUGCUGGUUUCUCUUCAUUGGCUUCCUGUGAAAUGUAGAAUAGAAU
Amphiprion ocellaris (clown anemonefish) is the source of this 567-nucleotide messenger RNA. RefSeq names its product complement C3 alpha chain-like. Bases 2 to 256 code for a protein of 84 amino acids. The transcript is spliced from 3 exons. Lineage: Eukaryota; Metazoa; Chordata; Actinopteri; Pomacentridae. The record is from RefSeq and is a predicted model, not a curated record. Gene Ontology annotation, cellular component: extracellular region.